This is a messenger RNA of Spirometra erinaceieuropaei, 7143 nucleotides long. The record is from the annotation of a GenBank genome assembly. Lineage: Eukaryota; Metazoa; Platyhelminthes; Cestoda; Diphyllobothriidea; Diphyllobothriidae.
AUGGAUCUUGAUGCUUCAAAUUAUGUCAACGAUGUAAGUGUUUUUUAUUUCAAACUUCCGCCUUACAGGUUUGCCAUACACGUCUUCAUUUGUUUUUUCUUUCAAUGUCGUUUUAAGUUUCUUUCUCACGAACGUUCCCUAAUACAACCGGAUUAAUUGUGACCAAAGUCUGUUUAGUGACGCUGCGCCGUGUAGCCGUAAUGACCUGUUUUAAAUAAGCCCCACAAUGGGCUAUUAUGAAUUCUUGCUGCCGCGUGAACCAAUUGGUCGAGCUUUAAGUUUAAUUCCCUCGAUAAAGUCCUUGGUUUUAGCUGGUCUCGUGCUUAAUUCAUGAGUACCCAUACGUAUGUUGUAGAAAAGAUUCAUGGACAGAAUCUAUUAAGACUUUUGGGGCUCUGUAUCGACAGAUUUACCAACUUUGCAGGUGGUACGAUUGUCGUGACAUCUUCGCCGAGAGAGUUGAGACCGAUCCGGUCGUUGGUAGUGCUGUCCUGCUUCCCAUCCCCAAGAGGGGAGUUCAAAAGAAAUGCCGUCGUUGCAGAGAAACUAUCCCAGAUAACGUUGCUGCGAGGAUCUUUAUGACCAUUCUUCAAAAGAACUCGACUAAUUGUCUCGCGAUUUCUUUGUAACCUUUUAUUCAACCGCCGAUAUGUCCGUGAAAUCCCUUCAACCACCCUGCAUAAUACCACUUCACACGAAAAAAUGUCCAGGCGUACGGGGAAGAGAACGAGUACUUCACUAAUACAGGCGUCCAACAUGGUUGCGUUCUCUCACUGUUCCUCCGUGGCAUUCUUCGAGGACACACGGGUAGCGCAAAGCCUCUGGGGUCCUGCCGAUGUUUAUAACAUCAAUCUACCAGGGACUUCGCUCGAGAAGAUGGAAUUCGCCCUUUAUCAAAUGGUUUUUGCCUCCUGCAAGUCCGGCAUACGAGAAAAACUGAAGUAUAGCUCGUUGACUUCACAUCAGAAGAAGUUCCCCUUUUCCUCAUAGCUGUCCUAGGACUGGUGAAAUUCAACUGUCCUGUCUGUCUCAGGCUUCGUCUGCUGCCAAUUGCCAUGAGGACGCAAGCCGCCGCACACAGCUUACUUACCACAUGCCUGCUAGGUUCUGGGAAUGCCUGUUAUUUGACUGUUCGGUUCAACUAGAACCAGAAAAAUUAAGGCAAAAAUCAAAGCCAUCCUGUUCUAUUGUCUCAGAAACUAAUUCCGACGCCAUCAUGACCUUAGGGAAGAUUGGAUUUUACGAUUUCACCUACAGAGCAAUCAGUACAUGUUUUAGUCUCAGUGACGUCUACAAACCUGAUGAGCGACUGCUUAUCUUUGCAGACCGGUACCAUCUCUGUCGAACGACCAGAGUACUUCACUGCUCCUAAAGUCUCCUUAUCUGGUACACCAUGUACGGGACCUCAUCUCGUCUAAUAGGCAAAAUCCUGAUGAAUUCAUAUUUCCGAUAGUUGCCGGACGUAGGUUAGUGCGGCGUUUUUAAAUGGGUGAAGUCAAGAGAUCUGAUAGCAUCCUCACCCAUUUACGCCGCGGUAUCUAUUUUGUUGCUGUCCUGAAGUGCUGAAUACUAAAAGUCUUGACUCAGAACCUGUAGGAACUAUAGGUUUUUGAAGUGUUAGCAGUCAAAGCUAACAAUUGCUUUGCAUCGGGACGCGCACAACAGAACACCAACGCGUGUGUAGCGUUAAAAUCAGCUGUCCACGGUGUCACUAAGGAAGCAGCCCGCUUCCCCUAAAGAUGUUGUAGUUGGUGCCUGUACGUCAGCAAUAAAUUUUUCGGUCAUCAAUGUCAAGGCCACACCGCGUGAUGCCAGUCCUUACUAACACUUUCAACAACUGCCAAUACACAGAGCUGUUGAUCCAAAAUCUCCGUCUCCGUGGAACAUGUCAAAAUCGUCACCGACAUGAUCAUGCUAUCUUGAUUGUAAACUCGAUUGAAGGGACAUAUCCAUUCUUGGUGAACGCGUCCAUAAACAUACGAGUCGCCUUUGAGUGCUCUACAAAGCUGGGCUGUUAGUCUGAAGGCCUCAACAGACUCGCUCUUUCUCAAGGGCCUUCUCGUUUCAGGGGACUCCUUUUGCCUCAUUCUGCAGGCUCUACGUUCUGCGCGGGUUGCCGGCGCCUGACGAAAGUGCAUUGACUUUACCCUACCGUUCUGGACUCUGGGUAAUAAAAAGAUGUGAGGACUUGCCUACCAGUUCGGUCAUCCGGUGGAGGGCCUAUAACCAGUCGACCCCAGCCUAAGGCCAGCCAUGCCAACUAUCCUAGAUUCCUUAAUGGACAAAAUAUCCGAUAGACCGCUUCGGUGGUUUUGAGGUGUCGAGCUGCCACCAGGCUGCAGGCUGACGUGGACUACACCUACAGAGUUAUAAUGGCCUAAAUAAGAGCGCCAUAAACGCAGACCAAGUUACUAAGUCCGUUUGCCUAGUUAAAACUAUCGCAAAGGUUAAGAGCUUCUAUAAUCACAUUUUUGGGUAAGAUAAAUUACUUCCGCUUCUUGGUUAUUUGAAAUCCAAGAGGUGAAGCACCUAACCGACAUUAGGGUCACCUGUUGGUCUAGGACUGAGAAUGGAAUUGCAUUUUCCUUUCGGAUAGCUACAGCCUGCCGAGCCGUAUGCAGUCCCCCAUUAGUCAUGAUGUCGAAAUCCUUCUCAUGAAUCUGCAAUUUUACGAGUACCAGACAUUGUAGGCUGAAACUGAAGGAAAGUUUGGAGAGUUCUAUUGUCACCGUAUGCAGAAAUUUCCCACAUAUGUGUAAAUCGGUUUUAUGUCGAACAAAGCACUUCAUUCCAACUGCGAUGAUCCACAGAGACACGUGUAUCGCUUGUUAAUGGGAAUCCAAGUAGUCUGGACGCACAUCGCGAUGGAAAUCGAAUGGCUCCGCCUCUGCAUUAUUGACAAGAAAGGCGUAACCGAAGGUGUAUUUUGCUGCUGACCGCCAUGAAUCUGAGGAUGUACUCGGGCAAACGGUUUGGGAGGUCCAACUUAGGAAGUGAAGUGUGUGCAUUACUGGGCUUUGGUCUUCACCGCAGGCAUCCUUACGUAUGGGUCGACCAGUAAUGGCUGCGACUGCCAUAGCUCGACGGUUGAUGGCAGUCCAGGGAGUCUUACGCACAUUAAGACAGUUCCGAGGCUUUUGGAAAGUUCCGAACGCGUAUCGUAUGUUCUUGCGUCUGCCAUUAAAUUUUGUACUAAUGCCUGUGGGCCAUGACCAAGAUCUCGCUUCCACUGAGAAUUCCUGUUUUUUCGAUAAGCAGAAUAGGAGGGGGCUUCUCGAUCGAUCAGAUGAGGUGUAUGACAAAAUUUAAGAAUAUGAACUCUUUCUCGCAUAUUCCAACUGGCCAUCAGAGGACCUCAAGUUUUUCGUUUGGUUUAUGUUCUGUUAUAUUUCGCGGAUGCCGACCGUAUGCCACUUUUCGUUUGUCCCGCUCAAACUUGUAGCGGAAGUAAGCAAAAAGUUACGAGUAGCACCGUUUCAACUGACGGACAGAAUGAUGCAACACCUGUUAGUCUUCCGAACGCUGACGAUGUUCGUAUGCAUAACCUUGAGACAUUAACCCAACAACAACAACGUGUUCACCCAUACUGUCUUCGUAACAGAGACGCCUGAACUUUGCCCCAUACAAACUCUUCCUAUCGAUUUUUGACAUCUCGAUUCUGCCAUUUGUUGGCCAGGGUGGAUGUCAUGCUAACAUAAGCCCCAGGCUAAAUUCCACCUUACCUACUACUUUUCUAUUUCUCUUUUCAGUCCCAGUACGUCAAUUGUAAGAUGAAUAAAGCCCUGUUAUAGGGUAUUCUCGUUCUGACUCUUACAGCCAUAUUCGUUCGUCCUCUCCAUCUCGUGUGCUUGCUACAGUCCUAACUACUACAGACCCCGACUGGCGUGCUUUGGGCAUCUCAACACGCUCUACAAUAUGAAGUCUGCCGUUUUUCGCCAUGAUGUCGUCUAAAAUGGUGCGUGAAGCGGGCUAAAUUACCUUUAUCACAGAUAGGAUGUAGUUAGGAGCCAAUUCAGAUUCAGUCAACUUAUUGUGAAGUUUAGGGGCCGGGAGUUAUCGACUCUCCAUCUUGUCUGAAAAGUUCAGCGUUAUGAGAGCGCACACUCAAUUCUCUGUUUUCAAACGGACGGUGGUCUGGCAAUCAGAAUGUAAUUAUUUUGACGCCUUGCCAACGUUCCACCAACUGCGUCUUUUCACCAAGUCUCCCCUCCUUCAUUUAUUUGCGGAUGAACUGAUCGAGAGGAAAAUCAGAGUGAGUCUUUAAAGGCUAUUCUAUUGACAUGGACUUCAGAUUGGAUUUCACACAGUAUGUUGUGCUGCUGCCUGCGAACCCCUCAACUUGUUAGCUUAGAAAGGGUUGGCGGAACCGGCUAAUCGUCGUCCUACCAGUGUCAGUUCCCCCUGUCAAAAGUCGCUGCGAGUACUCUCCAGUUUUGUCUUGUUUAUGUUUUUUCUUGGGAAAGAGCAAUCGAUGAACUGGCGAACUAAACAGCUGUCCAUCGAAUAGGGCAUGGGGAACUCGUUCUUCGAACUUGAUGCGUCUGUACCCCAUUUUUUCCUCAUUGAUUUGCUUUUGAGUCGCUGUUUGUGUGAAAGCGAGCUACUGGCAUUCCUAAUAGUGUUUUAAAUGCCAAUACUUUUACAAUUUUCAACAAAUUUUUAGAGUUCAAUCGAAAUGUCAUGGGCAAUUGCUGCAUAUGACCAUGCAGAGACACACUUCAGCCUCCUUUGCGUCGUUCCUGACUGCCGCCAACUGAGGUUGUCAUCGAACGAUGAUCUCAUCUACAAGAAAUUCCGUCAGGCAUUUCCAGAUCUGGAAGUUGAAAAUUUGUCCGAGGAAAUGCUUAAAUCCCCAGAACAGAAAGAGGCAAGUCGAAUUGUCGAAUUAUAACAACACCAAGCACUGCUAUUACAUGAGUUUUGUUUUUCAUCGAUUUUGUGUCUCGGUCAGGUUUCCACCAGUUUCUGGCCGCUUUAAACUCUCCCGUAACCUUCGUACCCUGGAGAAUACUUCAAAAUCAGCGACCUCUGUCAAAAAUGUGUAUAUAUAAAGCACCACUCGUUCGAUAGGUCGCCGCCGUAUCUGUCAUUAUCUCCCCUACCAGUUCGCAAAUCUAGUUGGCUUUCACGUCGUUUACUGGGUAACUCACGUGCCGUAAAUGUCUGGAUAACCUGUUUGCUGGACGCAUUUUUUCCAAACUAAGCUAAUUUCAUCCCUCCCAACAAGACUAAAUCCGUUCGAAUAUUUGGAUGACAAGCUCAUAACAGUAAUCAUUGAUUAAAAGCUCUUGGGACACAGCACGUACUGAAAUCCAAACGACUGCCCUUCCUUCUAACCUACGCGCCCUUAUAUAUCCUGUUUGUCUGUACGGACCUUGAAUCUCAUUACCAGUAACAACGUAGAUUGUUCCUAACAGACGUCGUGCUGUUAGUUCAUGGUACUUCGGGGUUGGAGCGAUUUCAAUAAUACCUGCUAUUUCUGAUGGUUGUGGGGCAUACAACAUGCUAUAACGGGAGGUAAUACUGACAUGGCUUCUCAUACUGUUAACGGUUUUAUCUGGACUGAUAGCUCCUCGUUGACUCUGAAGUCAUCUGGCCUUAAUUCUAUGGCUAGCCGGCGUCCCGAUUUCAUAGGUUCGUUUGCUCAUUGCAAAUUAGCCACCUAACGCGCCUCUUACUGUCACGAUUUUGUUCACUUUUUCCCGGUAGCGUCAGCGAAAGGAACCAUUGAGAGACGGAAUCAUAUUUUCAAUUUUCUCUCCAGCUACCGGUCUACGGCUUAUCGCUUGGUGGUAGUUUUCGGCCUUUUAGAAUCGAGCUGAAGCCGCCUGUCGGUCGGAUUGCCGUUGAAGCCAACUGCUUUUACCUCUGGAAUCCAUGUUAAUUCCCAUGGGCACAUUCGGGCUCACUUGAGGGCUAAGUGGAUUCUAGCAUUGCAUAUUGCCUAACCUUCAUUCUCACACACUGCAAGGGUCCUUAGGGCGAAUAGCUGUCGCGCCUGCUAGUGGCCGACGUACAUUUCUCCUGUUUGCUCAAGUCUUCCGACCAGGAAAUCCGUCUUGUACUUCGCCAUGUUUUCACCUUGUUCUCGUCUUUAUCGGGGUCUGUUUUCGUUUGUAGAGACUAAUUUAGCCGCGCAUAGCCAUAAGCAGCACGUGGUUGAAAUGUAUUGCCUACAAAGGCGAAGGAGGCUGGAAUGGUCACCUCAGGCUUAUCUACUGUCAUUAGCCACACUGGGAAGAUUUAAUGCUUGGGCCGGAGUUAACCCUGUCAUUGCCCUUGAAAUUCAACCACGGACUAACACUGUUGACUGCGGUUUGGCUAGAUCGCGGAAAGGUGUGCGGCAGUUUGGUUUUGCCUGGUAGCUCCGGGCGAGAACCAUUAUUUCUCCAAGUCAUGUUUUUGAAUCAUCGCUUGUCUACUGCUCUGCGACCGCCUGUGAGGGCCUCAGAGCGCAAAACAGAACGCUCGUAUUCCGUCCUGCGGUUGUUCUAGCAUGGGAACGCUACUUCCACAUGAACCGACGGCGACUCAUCUCUCCAUCAAGCCGGUGAGCACUUCUCUCCCUCUCCAUCUCCCUCUCUCUCUCUCUCUCUCUCUCUCUCUCUCUCUCACUCUCACUCUCUCUCUCUCUCUCUCCAGUUUGCAAUUUUGACCAAAGUGUACGUACAACUUGUGAGGGAUUCUGAGUUUCCGUUUUUUCACAAAAGGUCCGGAUUCAUGAAAGCAGAGCAUGUUGACGGAGGUGAUGGCUUGAUAUCUAGGAUGUAAAUGCAUUUUACAGAGUCCUUUGCGCGCCGGUCUUUUUUAAGCGUAAUUUACCACCCAAGGCAACACUUGCUGUCCAAGUUUGAUUUCAUUAAUUGUCAAAAAGGACCCGUGCAAAGCGCAGCUGAAUUUUUGGGUCUUGUCGCUACGUCAUUUUUUGUUUUUAUCUUUUAGCUUUGGCGCCCAUUCUGCAUGGAAUUUGAGGGUGUUAUUGAGGAUUUCAAUCAAGGUACCCUCCUUCGAUUAGAUGCAAACAAGGGCUACGAUGAAGCCAACACCUGUGUCGUCCCCAGGAUCCAGUUCCUUGCCAUUGAGAUCGCUCGAAAUCGGCAGGGCUUGAAUGAUCGUGUGAAGAAGACGGCAGUAGGCUCCUAG